ACGGCGGAGGAGGGACUAACUUGAUGUGAUCCCACGUGGACCGAGCGCUCCUCGAAUUCAAGUCUGUCGAGCCAGUCAUCCUCGUCCGUCAGUUACAUUCCCUACUUGUAGCAAGGUCAGAUAUGGAAGGAAACGGCAGCCAAGACACGUCUACAAACCCGACCGAUCCGCAAUACGACCAGGGGAAAAUGUUUAUCGGUGGCCUCAGCUGGCAAACUUCACCUGACAGCCUUAAACAUUAUUUCAAUACAUUUGGUGAAAUAAGAGAAUGUAUGGUCAUGAGAGACCCAACAACUAAACGUUCCAGGUGCUUUGGCUUCGUCACUUUUUCAGAUUCUGCCAGCGUAGAUAAUGUCUUGGCACAGCCGCAUCAUGAGCUGGACUCUAAAAUGGUAAGUCCACCUCUUUCAUUUACGCUGCACGAUACAAUGCACCAUCAUUUUUCAUCGCUGAUUUGCAAACAUGCACUAAACAUGCAUCUAUGUAUCAGGGCCAUUCAAAAGAACUUGGAAAUAGUUACUUUUUCUUAA
Molecule: messenger RNA, 530 nt
Organism: Hippocampus zosterae (dwarf seahorse)
Lineage: Eukaryota; Metazoa; Chordata; Actinopteri; Syngnathiformes; Syngnathidae
Product: RNA-binding protein Musashi homolog 2-like
Exons: 4
Coding region: 123-530 (135 amino acids)
Cellular component (GO): cytoplasm
Molecular function (GO): RNA binding
Source: RefSeq, a predicted model, not a curated record